AUGGCCUCUAUUCGCGUUCUUUCCUUCGAUGCUGAGGGCCGUCCCGUGCAGUUCACUUCCUGGCUCGAUGACCUGCAGUUGUAUCUUAUGAGCAAUAGCACGGACCACAUCUCCCUCUAUGACUACGCGUCUGGUGCUGCCGCUGCUCCUGCUGCCACAGCCGAGCUUAGUGUACGUUCACAGUGGCAGACUCGUGACGCUGCAGCUCGCCUGGCUAUUCGCAGUCACCUGCCGUUCCUCGAGCUAGAGCACUUUGGCGACUGCAAAACCGCUAAAGCCCUAUACGACGCUGUCGUUGCUCGCUACUCCUCACCUGCCACAGCCGAGCUUAGCCGUCUCAUGCUGCCUUACCUGUUCCCUGACCUGUCCACCUUUGCUACAGUCGCCGAUCUUAUCACCCACCUUCGCACUAGUGAUGCUCGCCUGCGUGCCGCCCUUCCCACCGAGUUCUGCGCUAAGAACCCCCCUCCCCUGUACUGGGCACUCCACUUCAUAGUCACCCAUCUCCCUGACACCCUCAGCUCAGUGCUGCUCGCGGCGCUCCUCGCACCCCCAUCUUUGAGGGAUGCUCUCCCUCUCCCCUCGCUCCCUCCUAUGCUACUGCUGCUGCUGUUGACUUCCUUGGUGCUGAGACUGCUGGCGCUGCUUCUGCUGCUGCUCCUGUGGAGGCGCCGCACCGGCAAGGGCAAGGGGGGCAAGGGUGGCGGGGGUGGCGCUGGGGGGGGAGGGGGUGGGGGAGGUGGGGGGGGAGGCGGUGCUGGAGGGAGCGGUGGCGGGAGUGCCGGUGGGAGUGGGGCCGGCGGCGGAGGCGGGGGCGGCGGCGGGAGCAGUGGCGGUGGUGGCAGCGGCGGCAGUGGCGGCGGUGGCGGUAGUGGCGGUGGCGGUGGCGGUGGUGGCGGUCGGAGCGGAGGUAGUGGCGGCGGUGGAGGUCGGAGUGGAGGCACAGGCUCGGGCCAGAGCUCCCAGCAGCAGCAGCGUCCCCAGUCGACCCAGCAGCUUCGUGAGUGGCUUGCUCAGCGUGGGACGUCGGGGGGCAGUGGCCGCUGUUCCUAUGUCAUUCGCACAGGUGAUCGCAAGGGGCAGACGUGUGGAAAGUUCCACACUCAGUACCGCUACUUUCUUCUUCCGCCUUGA
This is a messenger RNA of Closterium sp. Yama58-4, 1134 nucleotides long. The record is from the annotation of a GenBank genome assembly. NCBI's taxonomy places the organism in Eukaryota, Viridiplantae, Streptophyta, Zygnematophyceae, Desmidiales, Closteriaceae.